GUGCGGCUCUCAGCUGCUCAAAUCUCACCCGCCGCCAUGAUGUUGCUACAAACCAUAUCGACGCUCUCCCUUCUCGUCGCCUCGGCCAUCGCUGCACCGCAAAAAGCCCCUGCGACAUUCGACGUCAUGGCUCUUCGGUCUGCCAGCCCUAUCCACUUUGCUCAAGUCAGUGCCGCAAAGGGCGGUCUGUUUCUCAACCUGCCUCAUUCGAAUGCCACGUGCGAGGGCAAAUCCAGCGGCCACGCGACCUUGUACAUUGAGGGCGAGGAGCUAGUCUUGUACUCUUGCAAGGGGGAGAAGCAAAAGGUCUUUGUAGAUCGAUCUGGCAUGGGGCAGGGCGUCGUACGCUACGUUACAGGGGAGCAAGCCCUCCCACGAUAUGCCGAGCUCAAGGGCUGGGCCACGGAUAAAAACAAAAAUCUGAAUUUCAAGGGCACGGGCUUCGUUGCUUGCCCGCACAGCAUCGACGACUCGUGGAGCCUCUGGCUGGAUGUGGGACUGGGCCAGCCCGGCGGCAACAAGGGCUGCUUGGGGUUUACGGCACGCGAGUUGGAGAAUAAAAAGCCGGUGGGCUGCAGGUAUACGCAAUGAGACGCUGAUUUGUUAAAUGUUUGAUGUAUGGGACCCUCUUUGGCGGAUGACUGAGACACUUGACCCAUGAUGUGGCACUUAUACCAACGUCAACUCGCCGGGGUUUGGGUCUCACAGCACGGAUUGCAGACUUGUUUCUUCGUAAUUGAUCAUUAAUAUUAGAGCCAAAAAAAAGAACAAACGCGAGCAUUUCUUCAGCCAUAUCAGUUUUUUCCAACACCCGUACUCAUUCCUUGUUGAAAGGGUCGUCCGUGGGGUCCUUAUUCCUAGUAAACUCCGACGCUGCGGCUAUCCAAUCUGCCUUUUCUUCUCCAUAUUGAUCCGCAAUAAAGGCAUACAUCAUGUCGAUGCCUGCCGUUAAUCCCGACGAAGUCCAGACGUUGCCCUCGCAUACCCAGCGUGCACGGCGAGCCCACUUGACAUUUGGGCCUUGAGUUAUCACC
Molecule: messenger RNA, 1034 nt
Organism: Trichoderma atroviride IMI 206040
Lineage: Eukaryota; Fungi; Ascomycota; Sordariomycetes; Hypocreales; Hypocreaceae
Source: RefSeq, a predicted model, not a curated record